Molecule: messenger RNA, 706 nt
Organism: Paramecium pentaurelia
Lineage: Eukaryota; Ciliophora; Oligohymenophorea; Peniculida; Parameciidae
Source: the annotation of a GenBank genome assembly
AUGAUUAAAUUAAUAUCUAGAUUUUGUACUCUGCAAAAAUACUACCCUACAAAAUAUGUAGUACCAAAUUUAUGGAUCAAUCAAUAAUAUAUUCCAAUAUUUAAGUAGAAAGAGUUGUCUUAGGAAGAGUAAAAAUAGAAGAUAUAUUUACGAAUCGCUAAAUUAGUUCCAAUCUCACUUUAUUCAAGUUAUUGGUUAUUUUUUGGAUCUUUAGACUUUCUACAUAUAUCUGCAUUUUUAGGAUUCUUUGUAUAUUAUUUAAUUUAUUAAUUAGUUAAUCUAUUCAAAAUAAAGAUUAACAUAUUUACAAUAAGAAGCAAAGAAACCUCAAUUUAUAUAUAUGGAUAAAAAUGGUAAGGAUUAUGUAAUUAUUUAUAAAUUAAAUGCUUCUGAACCUCAAAGUAAAUAUGAUAAUUAAGAAUUAAGAGAAACUUUCUAAUUGAAUGAGAAAUAGGGAUUAGUAAAAUUCAAUAUUAAUGAUUUUAAAAUUGUAAAUUCUGCAGUUUAGCCAAAAAGUGAAUAUGAAUUUUAUAAUUUGUUUGUACUUGAAAAUAGUGAAGAAGAAUUUAGUAAAAGACCUCAUAAUCUAUUUGAGUUAGAUAUUAAUUAGAAACUAAUAUUAAUCAAAUUUGGAUAAAAUGAAUAUAGUGGUAUGAAUGAAUAUUUAAAUGCUUUGAUGAAUAAGAAAUAAAUUAUAAUAAAAUGA